AUGGCGCCCAAAGAUGUGGCGCCCGAGACGCCCCCAAGCCGGGGCAUCUCUUCCCGUUUGCUCACGAUGAAGUUUAUGCAGCGUGCUGCCGCCACAUCAGAAACGCCCACCACACCCGACGAACCCUCCGCGAAAUCCGGAACCACAUCCUCCUCCAAGCGCCGCCGCUUCGAGAACUCACCACUUACUGGCGACUACCACUCCUUUGACGAGGCCGCGAUACAAGCUGCCCUCAAAGAGCAAGAGGCCACACGACAGGCUGCGCUGAAGCUUCACAAGACGGAGCUGGCCGACACGAACUGGGUGCUCGACGGCUUCGCGAGCACCACGACCGCCGCGGCCCCCAGGGUUGUCGAGUAUGUCGGUUUUUCAGAGAUUGACGCCGGCGGAGAAGAAGACACGCCCAACCGCGCCCAGGCUGGUAGGAAGAGGGUCGGCAACUACAAGACGCGUGAAGAGAAGCAGGCGAAAGAAGACGCCUCAUCGGAUGAGGACAGUGACUCGACUGACGAAUCCUCAGACGACGGCCGCGACAGGCGGGCCUCCAAGACCUCGACACCACACAGGGACGGCCCCCGGAGGCAGAGCAGCGUUCACCGCAGGGAGUCUGCUGGCGCAGCCAAGGCCAAGGAGCUCAGGGACAAGCGCAAGAAUCAAAAGGUCAACCUCAACAACAUCAGCUCAGUUUCGGGCAACGCAAGGUCGGGCCCCAUCACGUCCAUCUCAGGGGGCGGCGGCGGCGGCGCGGGGAGCAGGUCCGGUCAAUUUAGCUGCCACUCAUGCGGCAAGACGGGGCACAAGGCCGUCGACUGUCCCAGCAGACGCAACGGUGGCGAUAAGCGUCGAUCCUAUGGACGAGGGUCCUGA
This is a messenger RNA of Verticillium alfalfae VaMs.102, 867 nucleotides long. RefSeq lists its product with no specific name. The coding region runs from base 1 to 867 and encodes 288 amino acids. Gene Ontology annotation, molecular function: nucleic acid binding; zinc ion binding. The record is from RefSeq and is a predicted model, not a curated record. The transcript is spliced from 2 exons. Lineage: Eukaryota; Fungi; Ascomycota; Sordariomycetes; Glomerellales; Plectosphaerellaceae.